CUUGGAGCAUCCCCGCCAGCGCUAUCCCCUGGAAGCUGAAGUAGGUAAGCAAACACCUGUCCCAGAUUCUAGCCGGACAUCCUGAGGCUGGGGGGCUUUAUUCAUUUCGUCAAAGGCAUCGCUUGUGCAAUGAUGACCAAGGAAGGUUUGGGAGAGGAGAGAAAUGGCACGCGCUUCAGGUACAGAACGGUCUUGCUCUUUCACAUUUUUACACUUGCACAUAUGCUAAUGAGUGCUUUCUAAAUUAUGGGUCCCAUUAAAACCAGGCAAAUUGUUUUCGAACCUCCCCCCUCCACCUCCCCCCAGUCUUGCCUCGGUGUGCAGCUACAGGCACCUGGCUUCCUCCCUUCCGUGUGGACAGGCAAACUGCAACUGUGUGGGGGACAUCGAUUACACGGAAUAUGUCUAUAUCAGUGCACAUAACAGAGAGAUAUAGAUAUAUUGGAAAUUCAGAAGUCGCCCUGAGGAGCAGCUCGGAGCCUACGAAACCAAACUGGGAGGGGUUGCUGGCGAAGGCCGGGCUUCCAUUGGCUGCACGCGCUCGCCGUGGCGCGGGGGUAUCUCUAAUCAUAUUCAGCAUGUUUUGCACAAGAAAUGUCAGCCAGAAAGGGCUACCUGCUCUCUUCGCCCAAUUACUCCACCGCAAUGGCAUGUUCCGAGAGCCCGGCUGCAAACUCUUUCCUGGUGGACUCCUUGAUCAGCUCGGCCUCCAGCAGAGGGGAAGGAGGCGGCGGCGGAGGAGGCGGCGGCGGCGGCGGCGGCGGAGUUGGAGGAGGCGGCGGCGGCGGCGGCUACUAUCCCAACAACAGUGGCGUCUACCUGCCACAGGCGUCCGAUCUGUCCUAUGGGUUGCAAAGCUUCGGACUUUUCCCCGUCCUGGGCAAGCGCAAUGAAGGCCCUCCUCCAAGCAUGGUCCCGUCUUCCCACUCCUACAUGUCAGGGAUGGAAGUCUGGCUAGAUCCCCCGAGGUCUUGCCGCAUGGAAGAGCCUGAAAGUCCGCAGGCGACCUCCUGUUCUUUCGCGCCCAGUAUCAAAGAGGAGAGCUCUUAUUGCCUCUAUGACGCCGACAAAGGCCCCAAAGAGGCGGCGGCCACAGACCUGUCGCCUUUCCCCCGGCUCACCUCGGAGGUUUGCUCCAUGAACAACGUGACCGCCGGAGUGCCGGUGCCGGGCUACUUCCGCCUGUCGCAAGCCUAUGGCACCGCCAAGAGCAGCGGCGGGGGCGGCGGCUACAACAGCAACCUCCACCCCCAGCAGCACCAGCAGCACCAGCAGCACCAGCACCCGGGACAAGUCGGGGCUCCGCAGUUCGCCCCGCAGCCCCCGGUGCGCUUUGAGACGCCUCCCGCCCUUCCUCCCGCGGUGCCGCCACCAGAAGCCCCGGGAAAGGAGAGCGCGGAGUCCUCCCCGCCCGCCGCUCUGGCUUGUGUCUCCCGAAGGGGGGAGGACGAAGGGCCCGCUUCUUCCCCGGCCGCAGAAGAACUCUCCCCGGCCCCUUCGGAGAGAAGCAAGCCCUCCCCCGAGAAAGAAAGCAGAGGCAGUUCCAAAGGGGAGAAUGCCGCCAACUGGCUCACAGCGAAAAGCGGCCGGAAGAAACGGUGCCCCUACACCAAGCACCAGACCCUGGAGCUGGAGAAGGAGUUCUUGUUCAACAUGUACCUGACUCGGGAGCGUCGCCUGGAGAUCAGCCGCACGGUGCACCUCACGGACAGACAAGUCAAGAUCUGGUUUCAGAACCGCCGGAUGAAACUGAAGAAAAUGAACAGAGAGAACAGGAUUCGGGAACUCACAGCCAACUUCAAUUUCUCCUGAUGAACCGAGGCGCGCCUCUGGGCUUCAAGAGCCAGACCGCUCCCGGGUUUGGGUUUUUGCCUUUAGGCUUCAGCUGACGCGCACCUGAGUGGAUUUGAACGUUUCGAUUACCCCUCUUUUUCUUUCUUUCUUUUUUUUAAACUCAGCCUCUCCAUAGCCGCCUCUUGGCCAUCGAUUUCAUUGGGAUAAAGCCAUAACGAUGCACAUCCACUCCCCGGCCCAUGUUUUGAACUGCUCUGAUUCCAUUCUUGGGUCUUGAAAACUUGGGCACUGAGAAACAGCAUUUUGAGAAAUCUAGAUACUGGGGAGGGGGGGACCCCCGCCAGAAAACUGAGCCAAACUUAGGAGCAGGCAAUCCCCGCCCCCCACCCCAAAAUAAUGGUAACUGGCGGACUGGGUUGAGUAUCUGUUUCAGUCUUUAAAUUUGGUGACACCGUUGUUUUAGUGGGGGAGGGGGGUUGUCUCAUCUGGUACCGAGACCACGGUCAGCCGACCACUUCGGGUUCCUGGGACGUCCAGGGGCACAGCCCGCGCUGCGUUGUUUGUUUCAUGCCCCCCCCCCCCUGGACAUCACAGCGUCCAUGAAAGCGAGGCCGCCAUCCUAAAGCGCUUAGUCCCAUGGAAAGAUGUGCUCCUUAUUGGUUAAAUAAUUACACUUUCAGGUUGUACGUAAUUCCUUUUAAAAAAAUAUUCUAGAUCGGCUGGGUGAUCGCUGGUUAUGCUUAACAAGCACAUGCAAAAAGAAAUGGUAAAAGAGACACCUUCCCCCACCUGGGGGGCGGGGAGGAGAGAAAAGAAACCCCUUUCCCCACUCUGAGAAGAAGUGUGUUUUGCUACACACACACACACACACACACACACACACACACACACACACACACACACACACAAACAAACAUAUUCCACCAGAAGCCUUUUUGUCCAGAAAGGGAACCCGAUUUUCUUUGAUACUGUGAAAUUACAUGCGUUGAGAAGGUCAGGCAUGUAGUGCGUAAAGAGAGAAGAAAAAAUAUCUAUAAAUGCAGAUAUGUAUAAAUGUCUAUUAAUAUUAAUAUUAUUAAAAUGUCAAGACUGUUGGAAGCAAAUGCAUUCUAUAUGGCUAUUCUAAAUGUUCUUCUCGUUCUUACCUUACAUCGGAAAUAAAUUAAUAUUGUAAUCCUGCUGUGCGUGGAACAAAAAACUCAACCACAAAAAAUUAUGGAGAAGCUGUUUUAUGUUCUCUUAGAAGAAUAAAAAGAAGUGGAAUGAAUCCCCCUUUUUAACAACAACAAAAACCA
This is a messenger RNA of Sphaerodactylus townsendi, 3089 nucleotides long. RefSeq names its product homeobox A10 (gene HOXA10). Bases 595 to 1812 code for a protein of 405 amino acids. The transcript has 3 exons. Gene Ontology annotation, biological process: regulation of transcription by RNA polymerase II. Gene Ontology annotation, molecular function: DNA-binding transcription factor activity, RNA polymerase II-specific; RNA polymerase II cis-regulatory region sequence-specific DNA binding. The record is from RefSeq and is a predicted model, not a curated record. Lineage: Eukaryota; Metazoa; Chordata; Lepidosauria; Squamata; Sphaerodactylidae. Gene Ontology annotation, cellular component: nucleus.